AUGCCAACAUGGAAUUUGUUAGCCGACCACUAUGGGAAAAUUCCACAUAACGAGCUUGUAACAAUAGCUAAGGUACAGUGUACUUGAAGUUCAACCUUUUGGUGACUACUGUAAAACUCGGAAAACUGUGAAUACCACAAAUAUUUCUGGAAUGUUAUUGUGUUGCGAGGAAAAAGUCAAUCAAGGGUAAGAAAACCAAAUGUCAAACAGCAACCUUAAUUUAGUUUGUGGUUUUGUGGCUUGCAUGCAUGUUCUGAUCUUUGUUGUGAUUGGUCAUAACACAAUCAUUUCUGAAAUAUUUCAGCUGGUUUUCACAGCUUUUUGAGUGUAACAGAAAUCAUUUAAAAGUCCUGGUAACAAGUUGCUUUAAGUAUUUAAACAGAAAAUUUUACCAGCUCCUAGUUGUAUAAUUUUGUGGUUCAACUUUAUCCUUGGCUCAAAUUUUAAUUUAGUUAGUUUUUGGGUAUGGUAAUGUGUUAAUAAUUACUUCGAAAAAGAGGACAAAGUUUUUCUUUUAUAUUUACAUGUAGACAUUGAACCACAACAUGUACAUCAGUUAUUGUAUUGAAAUCAGUUGAUACAUCUUUUCCUCAGGUGGAUUGUACAAAAGAGACUCCUCUCUGUGCAAAACAAAAUAUUCGAGCAUAUCCAACGUAAGUUGUAAGCAAUACUUAAUAUAACUCUACAGAAAGCUCUGCUAGACAAAUAUGUACAAAAUGUUAAAGUUUGUGUUAGCCCUUUCAAGGAAAACCCUACAAUCUUGGACAAAACUGUUGAGAAAAUUGCAUAUUUGGGGGGCAUUUUUUCUGAACUUCGUAGCCGACGGAUUCUUCCCUCCCCCCCUCCCCCUGGAAGCAGUGUUGUUGGGUCUUCAAAAGAAAGCCGGAUCCCUAAGCAUUUGUAGGAAACAACUUUGAAUUGGGGGAGGCGGUAUUCUUUACGCAAAGCCGUUGAUAUGGAAAUAGUUUUGUUGCGUUUGGUAGUGUGCUUAAUGAAAACAUUUUCUCAAGUAGUUUUGUCCAGGAUUGUAUUUGACUGGAAAAGUCGAUUUUGAGCAUUUACCGCCGACACAUAAAUCUGUUCUUUAUAUAUUUCGUACAUUUCACAGAAAAGUAGAUACUUAAGGGGAAAUAAGUGACAACAGAGGAGUUGAUGACAAGAAAAUCAACUUGUCUGUCUUUCUUGAUUCAAGUCACGGCCAGUCGUGAACGUUUGUGAAUUUCAUUUUCCAUGCAGGGUUUUUACGCGCGCUUUGAGUGCAGAGGAGCAGGCAUACAUUACGUUUUUGGCCGACGAGAAGGACGUCUCCGUCAAGGAGAUUAGCCACGAAACGGGAAUUUCACCUGCUACAAUUCGACCAACAGAUAACACAUGAAAGUUUUGCUGAAUUUUCAGAGCGCGUGACACAUACUUUGAACAAUUUUCCCAUCGCCGAAAUAGAUAAAACAAUCGAAGUCAACGAGCAAGUGCUUGCCAUUAAUAACAGCAUGAAAUGGAGAGGUUGUACCAAGAUUAGCAACGUUUAACAACGGUUAACAAGGACGUUUCAUAAGAAUUCAGAAGGUCAUUUACUUUUAAAAACGAAAUUUUGAAUCAUAAAUCAUAUGCUCACAUUAGAAACGUCAAAAAGCCAGCUUUUGAAUAUCUCUUACCUGUGCCAGGCUCUUAGAUAAUAGGGAGGUCGCUUAGGCGGCAGGAUUUGCGGGCGAGUGCUGUUGUUUUCUGGUGGUGGAGCCGUGAAAAGUUUGGGGGAAACGCAGAGAAAGUACCCGUACAUAACGAUCCGGUCAGUUCCGCAGGCUAAGGCCGAGCGAAAAUAGAUCGCGCGUGAUCUGGGGAAUGAGAGCGGUGUUUUGUCUUCCCCGCGUGUUUUUCCCUUCGGUUUUCACCAUCUCUGCACAUUACUGUCUUGGGGCCUGGAACAGGCCAGAUUCUCUUAUGGUAGAAAAUUUACUCUAUCAGCUCAGGUGAUAAAACCGUAUUUGGUAAUUGUUCCUCAAUCACGAUUUUCAUGUGAAAAGGAGCGUAAAAACAAGCUUGUUCACACUGAAAAUGGCAAGCGACAGAUGGGAUGCGUAAUUAACAGCGGGUUCUCACACAACAAUCACAGUCUGAAAUGUUAUCCGGGUCUUCACUCCGCCCCUCAGCGGGUCUCUCUCGCCUUGCCGCCCGUUGGGGUUGAGGCGAAGUGACGGAUGACAGUUCAGACUAGCGAUCAUACAACGCGGCAAGUAAUAGAGCGUUUUCACAUGACGUCAUGGAGGCCAUUUUGGUGUUCCAAAACAAUGAAACGGCCGUCAUGUUGGUGUUCCAGACAAAUCCUGUAGGAGUUGGACUCUGUUCUUAUGCAGGUGGUGUGCGUCACGAGAUUCGACCAAUCAGAAUGCGUUAUUUGUGGAGUGAUUUUCGCGCUGGGGAAGAGCCGUUUUCAGAGGUGUAUAUGGUGAAAUUUUCGAUUUAUUCCAAGGUUGUGUAGGCAAUUUCCACACAAGGCUAUACCGCCGUGGAAAGUUGUUGGAACACUUUACCUUGAUGGUAGUUAAGUUACUUUUAAAUAUUUUGCUUUCUUGAGCGUUUGUGACAAAUUUGAAUUGUUCGGUCAUGUGCACGCCGCCAUGAUGAUUCGAGUCUUGUUUUUGCCGUUCUUCUUGGAUUCAUUGCUGGUUACUGUUAAGAACGUAUCUAAAUUUGCAUGUCUAGCCUCUCCCCAUGUAACAGAAUCAGGAUUCCGGAAUCGGGGAAAUUUUUACUUGUGGAAACGCCAAUCCAGGGCUUUGGAAUCCGGGAUCCCACUAACGAUUGAAUCCGGAAUCCAAGUUCCACUGACAAAGAAUCCGGAAUCCCGUACAUGGAAUCCGGAAUCCUGAGUCCAGGGCGUGGAACCCAGUAUCCACGAUUGUCUAGGAUUCCCUUCUAGUCUAUUUGGUAAUAAAAUCAUUUCAGUCGAAUCUAUUGUAGGUCUACAUGUAGCAGCUCACGACUUGGACAUUCCAUGGAUUAUAAUUAAAGGCAUUUCAGAGUACAAAGAUGGCAGAAAAUCCGAUAC
Molecule: messenger RNA, 3046 nt
Organism: Porites lobata
Lineage: Eukaryota; Metazoa; Cnidaria; Anthozoa; Scleractinia; Poritidae
Source: the annotation of a GenBank genome assembly